AUGCCGCUCCUGAAGGAUGCCAUGCCCCCACCACAGGCCCCGCUUCCCUGGAUCCUCCCCAGUCUGUUUGCUGCCUUCAAUGUGGUGAUGCUAGUGCUUUUGAGCGGCCUCUUCUUCGCAUUUCCUUGCAGGUGGCUGGCCCAGCACGGGGAGUGGGCUUUUCCUGUUGUUACGGGGGUCCUCUUUGCCCUCAGCUUCUUCUGUCUCAUUUCACUCAACUUCUCAGAUCCUGGCAUCUUGCAUCGAGGCUCGGACAAUCACGGCCCUAUGAUGGUGCAUGUGGUGUGGGUGAACCGCAGGGCCUUCCGCCUGCAGUGGUGCCCAAAGUGCUGCUUCCACCGCCCGCCUCGGACCUACCACUGUCCCUGGUGCAACGUCUGUGUGGAGGACUUUGACCACCACUGCAGGUGGGUCAAUAACUGCAUAGGUCACCGCAACUUCCGCCUCUUCAUGCUGCUCAUACUGUGUCUGUGCCUCUACUCAGCUUCCGUCCUGACCACCUGCCUGGUCUACCUGGUGCGCAUGAUCCACUUGCCCUUCUCCAUUGAGAAGGCCAUCACCAUCCUGGUGGCUGUGCCCACCACCGGCUUCCUGGUGCCUCUCUGCCUGCUGCUGCUGAUCCAGGCCAUGUCGGUGAGCGCAGGCAAGCGUUCCUACGAGGGCAAGUGCCAAUACAUGCAUGGGUACAACCCCUUCAACCAGGGCUGCGCCACCAACUGGUAUUUAUCCUUCUGUGCACCGCUGGGACCCAAGUAUAUGGCCAAAGCUGUGUGUCUACAGAGAGUGGUGGGGAGCAACUGGGUGUUCCUGCAGAACCUGCACAACCCAAACUGCGCUUCUGCACCUAGUCCCCUGCCCAUGCCUGAGCCUGAGCCUCACCUCCAGCCCCAAAGUUCAAACGUCUCCACAGCAAGCAGAAGACUCCCAGGGAAUGGCUUGUCUUCUUCGGCUCUUCAGGAGCCCCCUGCCAGCCCGGUGCUGCCCCUGCUGCCUGAGGCCCCCGAGCAAGCAAGGGUCGGCAUUGUUCGCAUCUCUUCACUCUGA
Molecule: messenger RNA, 1044 nt
Organism: Elephantulus edwardii (Cape elephant shrew)
Lineage: Eukaryota; Metazoa; Chordata; Mammalia; Macroscelidea; Macroscelididae
Gene: ZDHHC19
Product: zinc finger, DHHC-type containing 19
Exons: 8
Coding region: 1-1044 (347 amino acids)
Biological process (GO): peptidyl-L-cysteine S-palmitoylation; protein targeting to membrane
Cellular component (GO): endoplasmic reticulum; Golgi apparatus
Molecular function (GO): protein-cysteine S-palmitoyltransferase activity
Source: RefSeq, a predicted model, not a curated record